Messenger RNA from Pelmatolapia mariae (spotted tilapia), 1788 nucleotides. RefSeq names its product mesocentin-like. Lineage: Eukaryota; Metazoa; Chordata; Actinopteri; Cichliformes; Cichlidae. Bases 1 to 1710 code for a protein of 569 amino acids. The transcript is spliced from 3 exons. The record is from RefSeq and is a predicted model, not a curated record.
AUGUCUGACUCUGUUAAACAGUCAGAGUGUUUCUCUAACAGCAGGAGCCUCUUUACACUCAACUUCACACAGAUCAAGCAAACUGUCAAACCCAAACCCAGGAUAAAGAGGUUCAGUGAAUGUGGUGUUGAAGGUGUGGAGGUGGAUCAGAGUGUCAGAGGAGACUCUGUAGAAAGACAGAGAGCCAGCAGGACAGUCCACAUACACUGCUGCUCUAAAAGGGAAAGAGGUGGGGAAGGUGGAGAUGGGUGUGUCUUCAGAGCAACUGAGACUCCAGAGCUGAUUCGUCCAUCCAAAAAUGCUUUCUUCAUCUUUCCUGGUGAUUCCUUUGUAAAUCACUGCUAUGUGAACGUCUCCGCUCAACCUCCCAGUAGCAGCAGCCAGUCAGAGGAUCUCUACACAGCAGCUGAUAAACAUCAACUCUGUCUGGAUGAUCAGGAUGUGGAGGACCCUCCCACACAAACGUCACCUUCCUGUUGUUGUCAGACAAGCUGGACAGCGUCAGAAAGUGGGAGUGAUGCGAAGCUGAGCCUCAACUCUUGCGGCCCGUUACCAAACGACCACAACAGCAGACCCAGCCUCACAGACCACAACGGGAACAGACCCAGCCUCACAGACCACAACGGCAGACCCAGCCUCACAGACCACAACGGCAGACCCAGCCUCACAGACCACAACGGCAGCAGACCCAGCCUCACAGACCACAACGGCAGACCCAGCCUCACAGACCACAACGGCAGACCCAGCCUCACAGACCACAACGGGAGCAGACCCAGCCUCACAGACCACAACGGCAGACCCAGCCUCACAGACCACAACGGCAGCAGACCCAGCCUCACAGACCACAACGGGAACAGACCCAGCCUCACAGACCACAACGGGAGCAGACCCAGCCUCACAGACCACAACAGCAGACCCAGCCUCACAGACCACAACGGGAACAGACCCAGCCUCACAGACCACAACGGCAGACCCAGCCUCACAGACCACAACGGCAGACCCAGCCUCACAGACCACAACGGCAGCAGACCCAGCCUCACAGACCACAACGGCAGACCCAGCCUCACAGACCACAACGGCAGCAGACCCAGCCUCACAGACCACAACGGCAGACCCAGCCUCACAGACCACAACGGCAGACCCAGCCUCACAGACCACAACGGGAGCAGACCCAGCCUCACAGACCACAACGGCAGACCCAGCCUCACAGACCACAACGGCAGCAGACCCAGCCUCACAGACCACAACGGCAGACCCAGCCUCACAGACCACAACGGCAGCAGACCCAGCCUCACAGACCACAACGGCAGACCCAGCCUCACAGACCACAACGGCAGACCCAGCCUCACAGACCACAACGGGAGCAGACCCAGCCUCACAGACCACAACGGCAGACCCAGCCUCACAGACCACAACGGCAGCAGACCCAGCCUCACAGACCACAACGGGAACAGACCCAGCCUCACAGACCACAACGGCAGACCCAGCCUCACAGACCACAACGGCAGCAGACCCAGCCUCACAGACCACAACGGCAGACCCAGCCUCACAGACCACAACGGCAGACCCAGCCUCACAGACCACAGCUCCAAAUGCAACAACCACACAAGCCUCAGCUCCACAGAUUACAGCCCAGCAAUCUAUAGCACAAUCCAUGGAAGCAACAGUUCCACUUGUGACACCAGCCCCAGCAACAGCCGCACAAGCUAGCCCUGCACCACCUCCAGCAUCACCACCUCAAAGAUACACUGAACCUGUUGCAGAGAAAUAUAUAAUGGAUGCCUGGGC